GCGCAACUUCGGCAACACGGCGCCCUCGCAGGGCGGCCACGGAGGGCACAUGUCGCACGUCGGCGACGCCGGCCACUCCCAGGACGACGGCGGCUACUCGGAGCUGCUGGAGCUGGAGGACGACCGCGACGAGUACCUGCCGCUGGAGCAGCUCAAGCCGGCGCACCUCCAGCAGCUGCAGCAGUUGCAGCAGCUCCAGCCGCAGCACAAUGUGUACUACGAGCUCACCACCACCGCCACCAACGUGGAGGCCACCUCCAGCGUGGCCAACGAAAGUUCGUGCUCCGCCCACACCUCCAUGUACCUGGGGGGCCCCCGGACUGGCGGCGGCUGCGGCAGCGGCCUCGACGACGACCUGGACGGCCUCGGUCCGGGCCCCGGGCCCAGCCUGGGCGCCCUGGGUCAGUGCGGGCCGCACCAGGCGGGCAUGGACCACGUCAUGGACCACGCCAUGGAGCUGCCGCCCCAGGUGGACUCGACGCGGAACCUGUCCAAGAAGCGCAAGGGGUCGUACCACGACGGCAGCGACUUCGAUGACGACACGGAGGACGGCAAGUCGUGUCGGACGGACGACAAGAAGCAGAACCACAGCGAGAUCGAGAAGCGGCGGCGAGACAAGAUGAACACGUACAUCACCGAGCUGUCCGCCAUGGUGCCCAUGUGCCACGCCAUGUCGCGCAAGCUGGACAAGCUGACCGUGCUGCGCAUGGCCGUGCAGCACCUCAAGACCAUCCGCGGCGCCGUGCACUCGUACACGGAGGGCCACUACAAGCCCGCCUUCCUGUCGGACCAGGAGCUCAAGCACCUCAUCCUGCAGACAGCUGAAGGCUUUCUCUUUGUAGUGGGAUGUGACCGCGGCAGGAUCCUCUUCGUCUCCGAGUCCGUCUCGCAGGUGCUCAACUUCUCACAGGGCGACCUCCUCGGCCAGAGCUGGUUCGACAUCCUGCACCCCAAGGAUGUGGCCAAGGUGAAGGAGCAGCUGUCGGCCUCGGACCUCAGUCCCAGGGAGAGACUCAUCGACGCCAAAACGAUGCUGCCGGUGCGCACGGACAUGCCCGCCGUGGGGUCGCGGCUGUGCCCCGGCGCGCGCCGCUCCUUCUUCUGCCGCAUGAAGCGCAAGCUGCCCACGCACGUCAAGGAGGAGGCCGACACCACGUCGUGCUCCCGGAGGAAGAAGCCUCACAGCGCAGAGCGCAAGUACAGCGUGAUCCAGUGCACCGGCUACCUCAAGUCGUGGGCCCCGGAGAAGAUGGGCCUGGAGGAGUCCGAGCUGGUGGAGGGCGAGGGCGGCGCGGGGGCGGGCGGCGCGUGCCUGUCGUGCCUCGUGGCGGUGGGCCGCCUGCAGCCCAUCCUCUCGCCGCCCCCGAGGCCGCGGCCCGGGCGCAGGCCGCCCAACACCCGGCCGCUGCAGUUCACCUCGCGCCACGCCAUGGACGGCAAGUUCCUCUUCGUGGACCAGCGGGCCACGCUGGCGCUGGGCUUCCUGCCGCAGGAGCUGCUGGGCACCUCCAUGUACGAGUACUACCACCCCGAGGACGUGCCGCACCUGGCCGAGUCCCACAAGGCGGCGCUCAACGCCACCGACGUGGUCACCACCAAGGUGUACUGGUUUAGAAGUAAGGAAGGAUCCUACAUUAGCAUACAAAGUGAGUGGAAGGCGUUUAAAAACCCGUGGACCAAAGAUGUAGAGUAUUUAAUAGCAAAAAAUUCUGUGAUCAUGACGGACGGCAGGCACAUGGACAUGACGGCGUCCAGGCACAAACUCAGCGGCACGUCGCGCUUCCAGGCGGGCUACGAUUUAUUCUCGCAGCCCGGCGUCAGGGACGUGAACCUGCAGCGAGACAUCCAGAGGAUCAUCUCGUCGCACGUGGAGGCCAGCAAGAUCGGGCGCAAGAUCGCGGACGACGCGCUCGACUCGCAGCGACUCCGCGGCAACGGGGACUCGUCGUCCAACAGCACGCCGUCGCCCGCGCACCAGGAGUGCAGCCCCGCGGAGAGCAAGCAGUCCCCGAGCAUGGCGUCCGACACCGGGCGGCCGCCUGGCUCCGGCCCGGGGCCCGGCUCAGGGCAGGACCCUCUCGCCAGCCCCCAGCACGAAGCCAAGGACAUCAAGACGCUACAGUCCCCGCUGCCCCUGCCGGCCAGCCCCGCCAGCCAGGUCAGCCCCUCCCUCCCGGCCGGCAGCAACGGCAGCACCAGCGGCCAGGACGCGACCACGGAGACGGCCAUGCGGCACGACGUGCGGCACGACGUGCGGCAGCACGGUGUCAACAUCGCGCACUCGGCGAGCACCGUGGACCCGUCGGCCUACUCCUCCAUCAGGAACAACGUGACGCUGUCCAGCCUCGCCACGCCCGACCCAGAAGGCUGUGUGUGUGUUUUAGGCUUGUCCGGCCUCGCCAACGAGGACGACAUGCUGGAGAUGAUGGGCCCCGUCAUGCCAGAGUCCCCGGGCCAGGGCGCGUCCAACGACGGCAACGACGAGGCGGCCAUGGCCGUCAUCAUGAGCCUCCUGGAGGCCGACGCGGGGCUGGGCGGACCAGUCGACUUCUCCGGUCUACCCUGGCCCCUCCCAUGAGGUCCAGCGCGUCGACUCGACCCAAGACUUGCCAAGUGCAGCCAGUUCCAAUAAACUGCAUUCCAUUCCUAGGAACACGAAGUAAUGUGGUUCAAAGUCUGUUUUUUUUUUCAUUGCUUUGCUCAUUUAAUUAAAAUAUGUACAUUCUUUCAAUGGGUUUAA
Thrips palmi is the source of this 2740-nucleotide messenger RNA. Its product is annotated as protein cycle. The coding region runs from base 50 to 2578 and encodes 842 amino acids. Lineage: Eukaryota; Metazoa; Arthropoda; Insecta; Thysanoptera; Thripidae. The record is from RefSeq and is a predicted model, not a curated record. Gene Ontology annotation, biological process: regulation of transcription by RNA polymerase II. The transcript is spliced from 15 exons. Gene Ontology annotation, molecular function: RNA polymerase II cis-regulatory region sequence-specific DNA binding; protein dimerization activity; DNA-binding transcription factor activity, RNA polymerase II-specific. Gene Ontology annotation, cellular component: aryl hydrocarbon receptor complex; nucleus; cytoplasm.